Austrofundulus limnaeus is the source of this 1732-nucleotide messenger RNA. RefSeq names its product matrix metallopeptidase 11a (gene mmp11a). Bases 98 to 1558 code for a protein of 486 amino acids. The record is from RefSeq and is a predicted model, not a curated record. The transcript is spliced from 8 exons. Gene Ontology annotation, cellular component: extracellular matrix. Gene Ontology annotation, molecular function: metalloendopeptidase activity; zinc ion binding. NCBI's taxonomy places the organism in Eukaryota, Metazoa, Chordata, Actinopteri, Cyprinodontiformes, Rivulidae. Gene Ontology annotation, biological process: extracellular matrix organization; collagen catabolic process; proteolysis.
UCUAAAGAGAACAAAGAAAUCAGAGUGUAUUUAAAGAGAAGCAGCCGUGCGUCUCCCCGCACUCAGCUGCGCCAGAAGCCGCCGGUGCGCCUGCAGGAUGCGGACUUCUCUGGUCGUGUGUUGCUGCGUCUUUGCGCUGCACUGUGUCCCGGGCAUGCUGGGGCUGCCAGUGCGCAGAGCCGGCAGGUACAAAGCGGCACCGGCCUCUGAGAAGUUCACGGACCCAAAGAGAAGAGGAAAGGGUCCUCAUGCUCAGGACUUUAUGAACGAAGCGAGCUCACCGACCAACUCCUCCAACGCGUGGAACCGGCCUCGCUGCGGAGUGCCAGACUUCCCCACCCAGAAGGAGGCGCACCUUCGUGCACGACACCGCCAGAGACGCUUCGUGCUGCACGGAGGACGAUUCGACAAGACAGACCUCACUUACAAGAUCAACAAGUUUCCCUGGCAGAUGGGCGAGGACAAGGUGCGGCGGAUCUUCCGGGAGGCCGUGAAGAUCUGGAGCGACGUCACGCCUCUCACUUUCACCGAGGUCCGCAGCGGGACGGCCGACAUCCAGAUCGACUUUACUCGCUACUAUCACGGAGACAGCCUCCCUUUCGACGGGCUGGGUGGGAUUCUCGCUCACGCCUUCUUCCCCAAAACACACAAGCAAGGAGAAAUUCAUUUCGACUACGACGAGUCCUGGACUCUGGGUAACUACAUGGGUACAGACCUUCUGCAGGUCGCUGCUCAUGAAUUCGGGCAUGUCCUGGGCCUGCAGCACUCACACAAGCCAAAAACCAUCAUGUACGAGUACUACUCCUUCUCCUACCCGCUGAAGCUGAGCGAGGACGACAAGCAAGGCAUCCAGUACCUGUACGGAGCCAAGCCGCAGGUCAUGGCCCCGCCACCGACCACUCCUCCGCCUCCUCCCCCACCACCACCUGCACCUGACCACAUCGAGACCAACGAAAUUCCUCCCAACGUCUGUGAGACGGACUUCGACGCGGCGUCCAUGAUCCGAGGCGAGCUGUUCUUCUUCAAGGCGGGUUACGUUUGGAGGAUCAGGGACCCUGCAGGAUCAAAGCACCUGGAGAGCGGGUACCCGGCUCUGGCGUCCCGGCACUGGAAGGGGAUUCCAGCCAAGAUCGACGCCGCCUUUGAAGACAAGUUGGGAAAUAUUUGGUUCUUUAAAGGCGAUCACUUCUGGGUUUUCGACGCUGAGACCCGAAUCAGGGGGCCGGAGCCCAUCCGAACUCUGGGUCUGUCCAUCUCCAGGAUCCAAGCUGCACUUCGCUGGGGCCACGAUUCCAACUACAACACCUACUUCUUCAAGUCGGGCAGCUACUGGAGGUUCAGCCCCCACGAGGACCGCGUCGAGACCGUCCACCCGCGCAGGAUGCAGGACUGGAGCGGCAUCCCCGACGACGUGGACGCCGCCUUCAGGGACAUCCAUGGCUACGCUCACUUUAUCCGAGGUCGGCUCUAUUGGAAGUUUGAUCCCGUGGCCAUGACCUCGUUGGAAGGCUACCCUCGCUACGUCGGUGUGGAUUUUUUCAACUGUGGACGCGUGUGAGUCACGUUUGCCAGUAUUUAAUUUUUUUGUGUUUGGACAAUGAAGAGGAGUUUCUGGAACAAUUCGAGGAUGAGACCUUCUCCUUUUUUAAAGCUGUUUUCAUGUUUCACUGCAUUCAUCCGAUUAAACCACGCCUUCUUCUCAGGAAAACCACAUGACCCUCCCUCAGAUUUG